Molecule: messenger RNA, 3440 nt
Organism: Tachyglossus aculeatus (Australian echidna)
Lineage: Eukaryota; Metazoa; Chordata; Mammalia; Monotremata; Tachyglossidae
Gene: SGCZ
Product: sarcoglycan zeta
Exons: 8
Coding region: 10-945 (311 amino acids)
Biological process (GO): cardiac muscle tissue development; heart contraction
Cellular component (GO): sarcolemma; sarcoglycan complex
Source: RefSeq, a predicted model, not a curated record
CUUCCCUCUAUGGACAGAUCCUCCAGGCUGGGCACCGAGGAGCUGAAGAUGACACGAGAACAAUACAUACUGGCCACACAGCAAAAUAACCUGCCCAGAGCCGAGAAUCCCCAACUAUAUCCCGUGGGAAUUUAUGGAUGGAGAAAGAGGUGCUUAUACUUCUUUGUGCUUCUGCUGUUGGUUACCAUGAUUGUUAACUUAGCAAUGACAAUAUGGAUAUUGAAGGUUAUGAAUUUCACAGUGGAUGGUAUGGGAAAUCUGAGAGUCACCAAGAAAGGAAUCCGGCUUGAAGGUAUAUCUGAGUUUCUCCUUCCAUUGUAUGUGAAAGAAAUCCAUUCACGCAAGGACAGCCCGCUGGUCUUCCAGUCUGACCGGAAUGUCACGGUGAAUGCGCGGAAUGAGUUGGGUCAGCUCACUGGACAGCUAACUGUAGGCGCCGAUGCCAUAGAAGCCCAGUGCAAGCGAUUCGAAGUGAGGGCCAGCCGAGAUGGCCGAGUUCUCUUCGCGGCCGACGAGGACGAGAUCACCAUCGGAGCCCACAGGCUCAAGGUCACAGGCACGGAAGGAGCGGUGUUCGGCCACUCAGUGGAGACGCCUCACAUCAGAGCAGAGCCUUCCCAAGACCUCAAGCUAGAAUCGCCAACGAGGUCUUUGAUCAUGGAAGCCCCCAGGGGCGUUCAGGUUCACGCAGCUGCGGGGGACUUCAAGGCCACAUGUCGGAAGGAGCUGCAUUUGCAGUCAACUGAGGGAGAGAUAUUUUUAAACGCAGAUGCCAUCCGGCUGGGGAAUCUACCAGUGGGGAUCUCCUCCCCUUCUCCACCCGGCUCCCCUCCUCGUCCGAACGUCUACGAGCUGUGCGUCUGCCCCAGCGGCAAGCUGUACCUCUCCCCGGCAGGAGCUGGUUCCACGUGCCAGACCAGUAGCGGCGUCUGCCUAUGGAGCUGAAAUGACUCCCCGGUUUCUCCUCACACCAGAAUAGCCUUCCGUCACCGUCCGUCCACUUCACAGUUCUGCUCGGUUCUCUCUCGCGAUCGGUCCGGAGCCUUCGAACGGUCUGCCAAGCAGCCUCCACCGGUGUAGGCCGGGACCCGGUCAGCCGCCGUCUCCCGUGGCUACAACCGGCCUCCCGCCAACGGAGAUGGGAGUGAGAUGCGAAGGAGAGAGGGGGUCGGGUGGCGGGGGGUGGGGGAAGAUAGUCUUCAUCAGGAAACUCGGAUCGUCCCCUCACCUUCUGCUCGAAAAAAGGGGAACAACACAGGUGCCUUUGCUACGUGAAGUGAAGCACAUAGUUUUAGAUUUCCGCAGGACCUGGAACGGGAACUCCACACAGAUACGCAGACCCACGCAUUCGCCCAGUAUCCGGCGGCGAGACGAAUCAGCCGAAACCCGCCCCACUAACUGUACCGUCUGAAAGCACAAUUUUCCGUUCAUCUCUUUGGAUGUCGGCUCUUGUCCCCCGGAUCGUUAAAGUUCUGGAGCACUGAGUCGUGCCCGCUUUGGCUAAUGAGUCAAGGCAAUGCCUGGUUUUUCACCCACGCCGAAAUAGUCAGACAGACAGACAGACAGAGACAGAGAGACAGAAGCCCUCCAUGCUUUUUCUUGGUUUAGUGCCACGGGUCACCACUCCAUCUACAAAGGGUAGAGCUUUGUACAUGAGGAAUAUCGACCAUGUGGGGGUAACAUGAGCUUUACAGACUAAACGCAAUACCAAGUCUGAUCCGACCACUGUCAGAUCGAAGUGGUCUUAGACAGUAUUCACUUGGCAUCCACAUGGGAAGUACUGCUUUAAACCAAACAUCUAGCCUACCAACACGUAGGGGGCAACGGAUUGAGGGUACAGGGUGGACUCCAUUCAUUUCUGUGUCGUAAGAAUGAAGCCCCGGUUUCCCUUUGCUUUUUUUUCUCUAAAUUGCAUCGCUACAUUUAGCAGCAUAGGAUUUAACGCGACCCAAGCCCUAAAUUAACACUAGGGAGCUCACCAACCAUAUGCCAACCUCUGAUUUUAUUUUCCCUUGCUUAAAUCAUCCACAACGAAGGUUUCCCAAGGAAUUGCAUUAAAGAUCCAUGAGCCAACAUUGGGGAAAUCCAGUGCUCACCAAUUCGCUGAAACAGCAGGGACUUCAGGGAGCUCUGAUUUCUCAAAAGUGGUACAGUGUCCAUCCAGCCCCCAUUAUCCAUUAACUUUGAGUGGCUCUCAGGCUAGUCUGCCACCAGAGCUUCUCGUUUUCAGUCUUUACUCGUGACUUAUUUGUUCUUUGCAAAUGAGAUCCUGAGGUGAGAGAGAGAGGGAGAGAGAGGACAAGAGAAAAAGAGAGAGAGAGAGAAAGCUAACAGGUUGCUGAUUCAUUUGUUGCAGCACAACUCAAUGAGAUUAUCUUGAAACUUGCCACAUUGAGGUAUGUAAAACACACAGUUCAAAAUGUUCUGUUCUGGGAAGAGCCCUUGAUUGACUGCCCUAAGGUAUAUCUCCACUGCAUUUUCUAUCAAUCUCUCCAUAGUUGUCCCGUCCAAUCUGCUCCCUUUGUAGGAGAGUGGAGAGUUGAUGGUGAAGGAGACGAUAAGUGGUAGACACCCAACUAGAUGCCUGGCCCCAUCUUCACCAUCCGUAACAAAUUGGAGAGCUGGCCAUCAUGUGGGUUUGUUCCACAAAGCCGAAAGCCACUGAAAUCUGUUUUCCUCCAUGGAGAAGAUCCACCCCACCCCAUAGAGUUAUGAAGAAAUUCAUUAGAUAGGUAAGUUUCAUGCCUUUAAAGGAACAAGGAGCUGAAUUUCUCUUACAAAAUAGCACCCGAAAGAAUGGGAGUGAUUCCUUGCAUUCCGGUCAACAUGAGGCUGACCUUCAAGAAAGGCCCAGGAUAUGGGAUUGGCCCUGGGUGGGAUCGAAUUGGGAAUGCCUGGGAUUAGUCCCAGUGCAGACCACUGUCAGGUGAUGUCCGGAUGGAGUGUGAAGCCGUAUGACUUAGGAGAAACGGGUACAGAUGGUCUGGCAAGGGCAGGGACUGAAGACUUGUCUGAUGAUGCCAGGAGAUCGUAGGUGUGGAAUCAGGAGUCUGUGCGCGUUGAUAGAAAAUCCAGAAAACAGCCAAAAGAUUCCUAGUUCCACAAGAACUUGAGGACUGAUCCCAGUUUCCCUCUCUUUGUCCACUUAAGAGAGAGAUUCUGGAAUUUGGCCUUUUAAAAAAAAAAGACUUCACUAACCAACCCUCCAACCUCUGGUUGUCGAUUCAUGCGGGACAGCAUUCACGUUCCAGACCCCCGAGUCUUGUGUCAGUCUCCAGAAAUACAAAACUUACGGAAACAGUGAACACACCCGGUGCCCACGCACCUCAUCCUUCCUUGCUCUGAACCCUGAGCUGCUUGAAUCUACCACACAAUUUGGUACCAAGAAACAGGGUGGCCUUGUGGAAAGAGCGCAGACCUAGGAGCCAGAGGACAUGGGU